Messenger RNA from Actinia tenebrosa (Australian red waratah sea anemone), 2226 nucleotides. RefSeq names its product cytoskeleton-associated protein 2-like. Gene Ontology annotation, cellular component: centrosome; mitotic spindle; cytosol. The record is from RefSeq and is a predicted model, not a curated record. Lineage: Eukaryota; Metazoa; Cnidaria; Anthozoa; Actiniaria; Actiniidae.
AUGGCGGAUAGACGUGUUUUGACGCUCUCUCAACAGCCAUCAAAAACCCAAGAAUCCAUGCGGUCCAAGCUGGAAGAAUGGCGCAAAGUAAGACAGCAACAAACGGCUAAACAGCUGAAACAACAAACAGUCCCUCUAAAGACGCCUAAUAGAGUUAAACCUCAAGUAUCUCAGCAAAAGGCUAAAAGUGUUCAACCAAAGAGCAAAGAAACUUCGUUGUCUAAGUCAUCAUUAGCUCAUCGCAAGAGGAAAUCGUUUCACGUGCUGCUAUACGACACAGCUGGUGUUAAAAAGAUCACAGACGAAAACACAGCGGAAGAGUCGUGUCAAACAGUCAAUAUUGAACUAAAUAUCAAUGAGAUCAAAAGGAGAAAUUCUAAGAUUCAGAAGCCACCCGAGACGUUUGAAAUCGAAAGUGCACCAGAUUCAAAGAGAGCAAGAAGAAGCACUUUUACCAUCGAGACACCAAUGAAAGAAGUUGGUGAUAAAAAUAAAGAAAAUCCCAAACGUUGUGAAAAAAAUGAGCAAAACCUAAGAAAUAAACUAGAAAUAUGGAGAGAAAAUAAAAGAAAAAAGCAAGCAACACCAACUAUUCCAAAAAGUUUAAAAUUACACAUCAAACCUCAGAACUCUUGCAAUAGGAAAGAUGGUUCAAACAGUGGGRAAAAUUGCGUUAAAACCAUGGAUCCAGGCAAAUGUAACCAAGUGUGUACUGCAAAGAAAUUCCCCAAGAAAAAUGGACCCCCUACACAGCCACAAAAAGUGUCACAAAUCACGAAAAGUAAAGUCGGACCAAAAGAUACAGUCAACUUGCCAAGAACACCAUUGAAACUACUUCUACCACACAUGGAUAAGACACUGUCAAUGAGGGAGAGACUCGAGUUGUGGAGAAAAGAAAAAGGCAAAACAGAAGGAGUUACAAAGACACCAGCAACACUGAGAAGGAAGAGUACAAUGCCAUCAAGAAGGAAAGACCACAAACCAAUCACCAUGGAAACACAGGAACCACUGCAGCUUGAACCUUUUGACACUAUGCACUGUGACAUGGCCGAAAAGAAACCAACACCAGAGGAAAUAAGACAAAAACUACAAAAUUGUUUGGAAAAAAUAAAAGAGGAUAAGAAUAAUGAUGAUAUGAUUGCAAAUCAUCUGGAUGAGAUACAGGACGCUCACCCAGGUUCACUGCAGUGUGCUGAGUUCUGGAUUUGCAGGGCAAAAAUUGCAGAGCAUGAAGAAGAUGAUGGCAGGGUCGUGUGUUUGUUUGAACAAGCCCUAGUUUUCAAUGCCGAGCCUGAGCACCUAAUCAAGGAGGCUGUGGCAGAAUACUCAAAAACAAGAAAAGGCCAGAAGGAAGUGUCGUCUAUAGAGGUACCAGAAGCUGUCCCAGGACUUUCAGUAACACCCCCUAGAGUAGAUGAUAUCUUGAACAAACAAGCUGGUCAGCCCUCACCCUUUGACUCCUCCAUCAUCAAAUACAGUGUCACAAAAGCAACACCUUUCAAAAGCAGGCUGAAAUCAUGUGAAAGGCCAGUUGUGACACCAGUCCGCAGGUCAACAAGACUUGAAAGACGCAGUAUGCACUAUCCAACAACGUUACAGGAACAUGGCCUCGCUGUAAGACACUUGGAUGAUCUACCAGAAGACAUCAAAAAGAAUGUCUUGUUUAAACCCAAUUUGACUGUGCAGAAUGAUUUAAAUGAAGCAUGGAAAGCUCUGUGGAAUGAAUGAGAUAAAACUUUUAUACUGUUGCGAAAAAAGGUUGCGCAAAWUCCAAUGUAAACAGAUUGAUGGUGUAGAAAGAAUUUUGUUUAACAUGAAUCACGUUUUUAAUGUGUACAUAUAAGAAGAAAAGGUAUUUAUCCUGGUAGGUUCUGGUACAUAAGUCUACAAUAUUUUAUAGGUCRUAUCUUUGUUACAUUGUUUUAAAUUUGUUUUUAAGCGACAGCAAGAAAAUGUUAUUUGAUUUUGCAAGUGAAAAGAAAUUAUAAAGUAUAAUAUUGUCAAUAAGUGCUUGUUGUUUUACUAGAGUACAGCCACUAGUCAGUAGAGUUCACCAAUACUAAAUCACYGAGCCUGAGGCAGAUACAUAAUUGUUGAAGCAUCAUUAAAUAGAUGAUUAUUUAUUUCUAUCCGAAGAAAACCUAUCCAGUGGAUAAAUUUAUUGGAUAUCAGCGUCGAUUUAUCCACUGCAUAAGGAUUUAUCGUCUUAUUGGGCUAUAUUUCGUC